AUGGAUGAAGAUAACUUUUAUUUUAAUAAUCAGGACAAUAGAAUAGAUUUAAAUUCCAUCGAUGAUUUCCAAAAUACUACCGGUAAUACCAAUAAUAAUGGCAAUAAUAACAAUGAUAACGAUUUUUUAAACUUUUUUGAUCCUAAAUCCUUGGAUAACAGUAACAAUAACAAUAUUAUUCCUAAUUUAAACAAUAGCAAUAACAAUUUUAGUAUGAAUACUCAGAAUAAUGUGGCAAACAUGAACAUGACAGGGUUUGUACCAAAAACUAACAAGAAUACCAAUCCAGUCACCAUUAAUAACAAUCGUAAUAACAGCAAUGUUAACUUACAGCAAUAUUCGCCACAAACUACUAUAGGAACUCCCUAUACUCAAAAUAGUUAUAAUUCGCCGUCUGUAUUGACUCCUCAGGCUAUUUUAGCUAGAAACGCUUAUAGUAAUUCUCCUAAUCUAACACAACAACAACAACAGCAACAAACAAUUCAGCCAUUCGUUUCUGAUAAUGGCUUUAAUAAUAAUAUUAACACCAGAUCUGGCAGCAACCUAGUACUAUCUCCAACCUAUAAUAAUAACAGCAGCACUACUAUUAAUCUAGAACAAGGUGCUGCUAGUAAUACCUCACUAAUUCCAACAGAUCAAAACAUGAGUACUGUGAAUAACGUCAAUAAUUUAAAUAAUGACAGCAGCUAUGAGAGUAGAAAUAACAGUAAAGUAAAUACUCCUAGCGCAAGAAAUGAUAUUGUCUAUGCUGACAGAGCCGCUAUGCUAACUGCAUUGAAACAACAAAAAAUACUUCAGGAAAAGCAGAAAGAAGAAAAAUUAAAACAGGAACAAAUUUUACAAGCAAACCUUAAAAAGCAACAGCAAGCUCAGGCACAAAUGGAAAGACAACAACUGCUUCAGCAGCAACAGCAACAGCAACAGCAACAGCAACAGCAACAGCAACAGCAACAGCAACAGCAACAGCAACAGCAACAGCAACAGCAACAGCAACAGCAACAGCAACAGCAACAGCAACAGCAACGGCAACAACAACAGCAACAACAACAGCAACAACAGCAACAACAACAACAACAACAACAGCGACAACAACAGCGACAAAUACCUAAAAAUCAAGUUAAAGUUCCAAUGUCUUUAGCGAAUUUAGAUACAGAAACUCAAAAAAGAAUAAUCACAGAAGUAAGCGCUAAACAAGGAGAAUUAUUCAUGCAAUCCUUAAUUGAAUUAUUUAAAAGAAAAAAUUUUCGUUUGCAACAAACACCUGAAGUUAAUGGCAAUAGAAUUAAUUUAUUUUUAUUAUACACACAAGUACAAAAGUUAGGUGGCGGUGAAAAAGCUAAUCAAAAUUCACAAAAUUGGAUUGAUAUUGGUACUAAAUUAGGGGUAAACAUGUCUAUCAACCCUGUAGCAAGUGCCAGUCAAUUAGCCACAAUUUAUUUUCAAAUUUUAUUGGCUUAUGAAAAAUAUCUGACUUCACCUGAAGGAAUUCGUGAAACUCAAAUUAAACGGGGAAUCUUGCACCAAUUUUUACAAGAAACUUUUUCAAAGUAUACUAGUGGCAAUAUAAACAUCAACAACGCCAAAGAUAAUAACAACGAAUCUGUUAUUGUUAAUUCCACUACCCCCAAUGCUACAGCCAUUCUAAAUAAUAAUAAAAUCAAUACCUCGACGCCAGCUACUAGUAAGAGCAACAACGUUACUACUGUAAACAAUAAUAUUACUGCUCCAGAAGUACCUGCUGAAAAACCAGCCCCAAAGAAAAGAGGUCGUAAGCCCAAGGACCCGAAUGCUCCAAAAAAACCAAGGAAAAAAAGAAAGACCAAAAAAGAAAUGGAAGAGGAACGUAGGAAAGAACAAGAAAGUAUUAAACAAAAGGAAUUAUUAUUUGAACAAGAAUUUCAAAGACAAAAAACAUUGUUAUUACAAAAAAGACAGGAAGAAUUAAAUAAAUUACCAAGGAUACACGUUAAGUCGUUUAUUAGAAAUUAUGUUCCACUUGCAAGACCUUUACAAAACGUUAAUGGUUACGAUAUCAAUUUAGUUUCUAAGUUGGGAGAAAAGAUCGAUUUUUUAAAACCGGUUUUUCUUUUUGCACCGGAAAUUGGAACAGUAAACCUUCAUGCAAUGGCGAUGUGUUUACAAAGUGGCAUGCUAUCUCAUGUCAAUACUUGCCUAAACACUUUGCUGAUUAUUAGUGCUGAUUCUACACAAGAGUUUACUUUAUAUCAAUCAACCGAACUAAUAGAUGCAAUCUGUGCCUUGGCUGUUAAAUUAAUUCAUAAGAUAGUUGUCUCUGAUGUCAAUAAUAACACUAAUAAAAAAAAACAAAGGCUAGGGUAUCAAAAUCGUUAUUUACCAUUUACUUUGGAGGAUGUAGAAAAAUAUGAAAAUUCUGGUAAUGACGAACACUUGAAGACUUUAAAGGAAACUGUAUCUAAUGUUGUCAAUUUGAAAGUAGACUCAUUGACAGGUGUUGAUAUUCAACAAAUCCCCAUAACUCAGGUUAAAGAUCCGGCUAGUGUUUAUUUAGAUAUGUCUAUACCACAAGAAACGAAUGUUUCAAAAUCAUCGAGCCCUAAUCAUACAAAAUUUUGGAAUUACUUACCACCACCUUUAAAAACAGAAUUGCUGUCAACGCCUACCAAUACUUUUAACAAGAAACUAAACAUAGAAGCAUAUAUAACCAGUUUACGUGAUGUUAAGGAUGAAGUUGAUAAUCAUUUUACUAAAUUAGUUACCAAGAGUGCAGAGGAUAUUCAUACUAUGCAUUGUGAACAAUUGUCCACUAUUUCGAUGAUCUUGAGGAACUCAUCGUUUAGUGAUUUCAAUUCUCGUGCUUUAGCUGGUAAUACAAACUUUAAAAGAUAUUUAUUCGACUUGUUGUUUGCCAUUUUUUUAAAUUGUGAUACCUUCCCCCAAGCAAGGAAAAUUUUGUCAUUUAAAAAGGAUACAUCUUUUAUUUUAUCUAAUAUAUCACAUUUAUUGCAAUUAACAAGUUUGAGUGACUCUUUAUUGAUAUUAUUUUUGUGCGUUAGUUUGGGUAUAAAAGAUCUGGAUUCAGGUUUAGCAUUUAAGGGCAACGUGGAAAAGACAAAAUUAAAUUACGAAAGUUAUUGUAUGGAUAUUAUAGCCAAAUUAUUAAGUUUGGGGAAUCCUAAUAAGAUUUUUUUCAAAACCAUAUUAUUCCAUGAUUUUACGGAACCUUUAGAUGCUGAUAACAAAAAUGGUAAAACUACUACCGGGGAAAAUUCAAUUGAGUUUUUCCAUUCUGACGAUUUGAAAAUAUUUCAACGUCUUUUGAAAAGUUAUCAUGGCGAUGAAAAAAAGGAUUUUAAACUUUUAAAGGACUUACUAUAUGUUAUGUCAUCUAAUAUACCUUUGCCUUUAAGUGAGCUCAGUGACAAUAUUACGGGGUUUAUUAAUAUUUUCCCAACCAUAGCUCAAACUGUUACGGUUAUUUUAUCAUUUACCAAAUUCAUCGAGGAAAUGACAACCCCAAAGAAAAGUGAAUUGGCCUUUGAGAUAUUAUCUUCGUCCGCAGACAGUUGCUCUCACUUUGGUGUUUUGUUGAACUUUUUUGCUAAGCAGUUGUUGGCUUUUGGGAGCUUAUUAAAAUCUGGCAAGACUGAUUUUCCAGCAGAACAUUUAAAAAUAUAUUUGCCACUUGUGUUUUCUACCGUGAAAAAGUCUUUUGAGUCUUUAAAGAUAUUACUCCAGGUAUCUUGUGAGAAUUUUUAUUUAAUUGACAUUCAAGGCGAUUAUGAUAAAUUGGAAGAAAACUUGAAGUCGAUGGAAGAGAUUAACGAAAAUAGAAAAUUAUUUUACGCACGUGAACAAGAAAUAAUUAAAUAUAUAGAGAUAUUAUUUGCUAUACCUAAUUUAAUUCCGAAGGACCAGUAUUUGAUGAGGAUGAUUACUAGCCAAACAAUUGAACCUAGUAUUAUUAAAGAAUUGAUUGAAAUACAUCAAAUAAGAAAUAAGUUGGCAAAUAAGUUGCAUUUGGCUUGA
Saccharomycodes ludwigii is the source of this 4008-nucleotide messenger RNA. RefSeq names its product Swi1p (gene SWI1). Gene Ontology annotation, molecular function: transcription cis-regulatory region binding. Gene Ontology annotation, biological process: regulation of transcription by RNA polymerase II. The transcript has a single exon. Gene Ontology annotation, cellular component: nucleus; SWI/SNF complex. Lineage: Eukaryota; Fungi; Ascomycota; Saccharomycetes; Saccharomycodales; Saccharomycodaceae. The record is from RefSeq and is a predicted model, not a curated record. Bases 1 to 4008 code for a protein of 1335 amino acids.